Eriocheir sinensis (Chinese mitten crab) is the source of this 1105-nucleotide messenger RNA. Its product is annotated as splicing factor U2AF 35 kDa subunit-like. Gene Ontology annotation, molecular function: pre-mRNA 3'-splice site binding; metal ion binding. Gene Ontology annotation, biological process: mRNA splicing, via spliceosome. NCBI's taxonomy places the organism in Eukaryota, Metazoa, Arthropoda, Malacostraca, Decapoda, Varunidae. The record is from RefSeq and is a predicted model, not a curated record. The transcript has 3 exons. The coding region runs from base 143 to 880 and encodes 245 amino acids. Gene Ontology annotation, cellular component: U2AF complex; spliceosomal complex.
AUGAGUACGAUAAUCUAUGUGUCACUACAACUCUGUGUGUGUGUGUGUGUGUGUUAUGGCGGCGUGGUGAGGGACGCCACCGGUCUGCAUCACCUGUUUUUCAUCCAUUUCCCCGGCUCAAGACGCCUCAGCACUUGGCAAGAUGUCUAUGUCAGGAGCAGAAUACCUUGCCUCCAUCUAUGGCACAGAGAAGGACAAAGUCAACUGUUCCUUCUACAUCAAGACCGGAGCUUGUCGGCACAGUGAGAGGUGCUCCAGGAAACACAACAAACCACAGUACAGCCAGACAGUGGUAAUGCAGAACAUGUAUGUGAGUCAGCAGAAUUCAGCAAAGUCAGCAGAUGGCUCCCAUCUGGCCAACAUGAGCGACCAUGAGAUCCAGGAGCAGUUUGAGUACUUCUUUGAAGAUGUAUUUUUUGAGUGUGAGGAAAAAUACGGGGAGAUUGAGGAGAUGUGCGUGUGUGACAACCAAUGUGACCAUCUGCGCGGGAACGUGUACAUCAAGUUCCGACGAGAGGAGGAUGCUGUGAAGGCGGCCGAGGACCUCAACAACCGCUGGUACAUGUUUCGCCCCAUCUAUUGUGAUCUGUGUCCUGUUGCUGACUUCCGAGAAGCUUGUUGCCGUCAGUUUGAGAUGGGACAGUGUGGCAAAGGAGGUUUCUGCAACUUUUGGCACGUCAAGCCUAUUUCUCACCACUUGAAGAACCUGCUGGCACGCUCUUCCCGCUCCCGCUACCGCCAUCGCUCUCGCUCCCACUCCAGGUCUCGGGAGAGACACACAGAAAAGCACGAAGGUAAGCAUGAAGGUGGCAAGCACCGCCGCAGGUCGCGCUCUCGCUCUCGGGACAGGGAUCGUCGUGACCGCAGGGGUAGAUACUGAAGACAGUCCAGAGGUGCUGCCCUGCUUCCUAUGGAAAAUGUGGAAGAGUCUGUCAGCUCCAAGCACUGGUCAGUGUGCAUGGGGGUGUAUGGUGACUUAUGGAAGCGUAAUCAUUGACAUUUCUGAUAUUUCAUGAUGCAGUCUGCAACUUUAUAUUAAUAAUUUGUUGCAUAUUUUGAUGUGUUAUGAAGCCCUUUUUAGAUGGAAUAAAAGAAAAUUCUUGUG